Sparassis crispa is the source of this 978-nucleotide messenger RNA. RefSeq lists its product as hypothetical. Lineage: Eukaryota; Fungi; Basidiomycota; Agaricomycetes; Polyporales; Sparassidaceae. The record is from RefSeq and is a predicted model, not a curated record. The transcript has a single exon. The coding region runs from base 1 to 978 and encodes 325 amino acids.
AUGGGCCGCCCGCUGUUUUCCUCCACCCACGUCCCCGCAGUGCGCGUCGAGACCGAGCCCGAGCCAGAGCCAGCGCCAGCACACCCCGCGUACGAAAAGUGGUCCUACUGGAAACCCUUCGACCCCGACGCGGACGAGUUCUUCGAGAACGACGAUGCCGUGUACGAAGCGUUCAUCGACCCAGCGCAGCUCCCACCCGCCCAGCGCGCCCCGGGCCUCUACUUUGAGCGCAGCAGCAGCACCGGCAGCGAGAGUAGCGGCGGCGGCUCCGCGAGUGACAUGGACGCCGUCUCCGUAGAAGAGCUUGAGGUUGCGGGCAGCCGCAGGGAGCUACGGCCGGUCCGGCUACCUAGCGAAUGGCAAGUGCUCCCGACGUACACCCUCGAGGUCCCCGAGGAGCCGCACUCGUAUGAGCCGGGCGAGAUGGUCUCGCAGUAUGCGAACAUGUAUAACAUCGUUGGCGCCUCUGCAUCUACCGUGUCCACCACGUCGGAUUCCUCAGCCUCGGCGUCACCAGCCCCUCGCGAGCGCUCCCCGCCUCCCGCGCCGAGGAUGUACGAGCGCGCGCCAACAGACAUCGAGUAUCCCGCCUCGCCCUCUGACGAGCCGAUGCUUGCACGCGCCUCCCAGCCCUCGCCCGGGGGCUGGUUCGAUGGUGAGUUCGAGCACUCCCAAGAGGCCAACGACGAUGCACACCCCGCCACACUGCCCAUGAUGCCCGAGCUCGUCCCCGUCUACGACUCAGACCCCGACGCCGCAGAUCGGCCCACCACUCCCGUCCGUAGGGCUGCGUCGACCUGGAGACAGCGCCCCCCGGCGUAUACGUCCCCCGCGAUCCUGCCUUCUCAACCACUGUACUCCGGGACCUCGAUCUUCCCCGUUCGCGCGAGCCCGCUCACGAACCGCAGCGCGCGCAGGUCCGUCGCGCACAUCACGCCUACGCCCGCGCUCGUGCCGAUGCAUCGCGCAGUUUUCUGA